UGUGUGACCCAGAGCAGGCUUGUGGCUUCAGAAGACUUGACCCAACCCUAACCUCUGCCUCAUGCUGUUAACCCUCCCCUGUACGACCUUUCUAAGUAGAUCCUUGUGACCCAGGAACAUUGGUGUGCGGGGACCGAGUCAUGGGCCGAGGCAGAAGUUUGGGCUCUCCUGCACUCCGUAGCUAGUCAAUGGAGAAGAAACCUGGAGUUGGGUUGAACUGGGCUGGGCAAGAUGGAUGACAGGCAGUGCAUGGGGAGAGCCCGGCCAGGGCGGGGGCUGGGCAGGGUGUUCCGCGCAGGCUGGAGUCCCGCAGAGGGGACGCUUCGCGUGAGAUUGAAAUGUCCAGAUGUGGUCUGUUUCCCGGGCAGCUUUGCAGACAUGGAUUCGUUCCAGAAGGUCCAGAAGAUUGGAGAGGGCACCUAUGGGGUGGUCUAUAAGGCCAGGAACAAGGCGACUGGGCAACUUGUGGCCCUCAAGAAGAUCAGGCUGGAUGCGGAGACUGAGGGGGUUCCCAGCACCGCCAUCAGGGAGAUCUCCCUGCUGAAGGAACUGAAGCACCCCAAUAUUGUCAAACUGCUGGAUGUGGUCCACAGAGAGAAGAAACUCUACCUGGUGUUUGAGUUCCUCACUCAGGACCUGAAGAAGCACAUGGACUCCACCCCCACCUCAGAGCUCCCCCUGCACGUCGUCAAGAGCUACCUCUCCCAGCUGCUGCAGGGGUUGGAUUUCUGCCACUGCCACCGGGUCAUCCACCGAGACCUGAAGCCUCAGAACCUGCUCAUCAAUGAGUUUGGAGCCAUCAAGCUGGCUGACUUUGGGCUGGCUCGAGCCUUCGGGGUUCCCAUGCGCACCUAUACCCACGAGGUGGUGACACUGUGGUACCGUGCUCCCGAGAUCCUCUUGGGCAGCAAAUUUUAUUCAACAGCUGUGGAUGUCUGGAGCAUUGGUUGCAUCUUUGCAGAAAUGGUGACUGGCAAACCUCUGUUUCCCGGUGACUCGGAGAUCGACCAGCUCUUCCGUAUCUUCCGUACCCUGGGGACCCCCAGUGAAGCCACGUGGCCGGGAGUCUCCCAGCUGCCCGAUUUUCAGGGCAGCUUCCCCAGAUGGACCAGGAGGAGGCUGGAGGAGAUCGUGCCUAGUCUGGGACCAGAAGGCAAGGACCUGCUCCUGCACCUCCUGCAGUACGACCCCAGCCAGCGGAUCUCAGCCAAGACCGCCCUGGCCCAUCCCUACUUCUCUACGGAGAACUCCCUAGCAUCGCGGCUCCGUUGAAUGGUGGAACACUCCUUAAACUUCCACCAUGUCUGUGGGGCCCACCGCCUCACGUCCUCUCCCCACCCAUUUCCGAUAAAGCAUAUCUAGGGAGGAAUGCAUCCCUGAGGAAAUUUUACAUCAGUCAUCAGAAAGCUAGGCUUGGGUUCGUCCUGCCUGUAGGUUGGCGAAUUUCUAAUGUCGUUUGUUGGAUUUAAUGGUGCACUUUCAAAAGCCAUGCAGGUGUUCCGUACAUGGGGUGGGGUGGGGUGCAUGGCUUCCCUGGCAUUCGACAGCGGGUGUCGGGUUAGUUAACAGCCCCCCUCCCCUUCUCUGCUGUAGCUGCAGAUGCAGACUCAACGGCAGGGCGCCCUCUGCUGGUCUUGAUUUUUGUUUAAGCUGUUGGUGGGAAGAGUCCAGUUCAGAGGACUCAGCAGGAGGUGGGAUGGGACAGUCUGGUUAGGGCACCUGAGGGUGUUCUAAGUAGUUGUCACAUCAUCAGAGAGGCUGUGGGUGUCCCUCUGUGUGACAAAUGGGAAAUAAAUAUAACUUGUUCUUGA
Molecule: messenger RNA, 1811 nt
Organism: Mesocricetus auratus (golden hamster)
Lineage: Eukaryota; Metazoa; Chordata; Mammalia; Rodentia; Cricetidae
Gene: Cdk3
Product: cyclin dependent kinase 3
Exons: 7
Coding region: 232-1272 (346 amino acids)
Biological process (GO): regulation of G2/M transition of mitotic cell cycle; protein phosphorylation; signal transduction
Cellular component (GO): cytoplasm; cyclin-dependent protein kinase holoenzyme complex; nucleus
Molecular function (GO): cyclin-dependent protein serine/threonine kinase activity; cyclin binding; ATP binding
Source: RefSeq, a predicted model, not a curated record